Messenger RNA from Plasmodium coatneyi, 1758 nucleotides. RefSeq lists its product as uncharacterized. The record is from RefSeq and is a predicted model, not a curated record. The transcript has a single exon. The coding region runs from base 1 to 1758 and encodes 585 amino acids. Lineage: Eukaryota; Apicomplexa; Aconoidasida; Haemosporida; Plasmodiidae.
AUGACACUCCCUUUAUCAAGAUACUUUGCAGUUGCAUUGAGCAGUUACUACUGUAUAAAUAGAAAAAAGAGUGUCUGUUAUUGCGAAAAUGGGAAGAUAGAAGAAAGAGUGUUCCUUUUUGGCGAUAGACGAUCGUUGAUGAAAGGAACAAAGCAAAAUGGAGAGGUACCUUUUUUUUCGAAAAAUAACAUUAAGGUAAAAAAAAUAACCUUUGGUAAUGGCAUAGGUAGCUGUAUAACCGAGAAUGAUGACAUUUACAUAUGGGGAUCAUAUGAAGGUGAUGAACACGAGGGACUGGUCUAUACAACCCCAGUGAAACUUAACAAAGACGAAGGAAUUACCGACAUACAAUUUUCGAAUAAUGAUAUAUACCUUAUGAGCAAAAAAGGAGAAUUAAAAAUUGUUCGAAGUUAUAAAAACUGUUUAAAAAGAAACGAAUUCAUAGUUGAAGAUUUUUACAAAUGUAAGAAUAGUUUUUUUUUUCAGAACGAACGAAUAAUCAAGUUAAGUGUGAAUAAAUAUCACCUAGCUUUUGUUACAAAUAAGGGAAAUGUGUAUUGCUCAGGCAAUAAUUUGUAUGGACAGUGUGCAAAGGAACCAUCGUUUAGGAAUAACUUUAAUAUAAAUUACAAUUUCGAAUUUGCCAACAGAUUAAGUGGUACGCUACAUAUGUUUAGUAAAAACAACAUUGGGGGGGUUGUUCAAAAUGGGGGAGAAGACCCAAAUGAACAUACCCAAACGGGGAGUACUUCCAAUGAGUACUCCUUCACGGUUCAGGAUGAAGGAACUGCGGUUCCGUCCAAAAGUGCCGAUUCGCAUGAUGGAAUUAUUUCCAGCCCAUCGGAUGGUAAGAUUGAGGGAGGGGAUACACCUCCAUGUGGUACCAACGAUGUGGACCAAACUCUCAGACAGUUUAACGAUAGUAGUACUUCUUUAACGUACACCAAUUUGCGUGGCGAAAGGACGGAAGAAUACGAAGAUGAGGAACGCCUGAACCAUUUAAUCACGAGUGAUGAAAGCUACAAAUGCGAUAAAAAUAAUUAUGUACAUAUUAAUAAAGUACCAUUUGAGGGGAAAACAAAAAUUGUUGAUGUGUCCUGUGGACUAAACCAUACAUUAUGUCUGGACGAGGAGAAUAAUAUUUACAGUUUUGGAGACGAUAGUAAAAUCCAACUAGGGUUGGGGGAAAGCAGAACAAAUAAGAAUUCCCUGUCAGGAACCAGCUGGAAAGAUCAGUUAAAACUUGGCUAUUCCACUGUAACAAAAAAUUUGGCAAAUUAUUCCUUUUAUGAUAGGCAUAUUCAAAGUAUUCCACAGAAGGUACUAAAAAAAAUGAAUGACAACGAAAUGGUUGAUGAGAUUUACAAAAUUAAUGCAGGGUCGAAUUUCUCCAUGAUACAUUCAAAUGAUAAAUUUGGAAAGCAAUUGUUCUGUUUUGGUGAUAAUAUGUAUUUUCAGUGUGGACGACAUAUGGGCAAACAUCAGCAGACAUUAUCUACUGUAAAGUUGCCUAACAACAGAAUAAAAGAUUUUUCCUGUGGUGAUAAACAUUGUUUGUUAAUUCUGAAUGAUAAGCUUUACGGCUGGGGGUACAACAACAAGCAUCAAAUAACUCCAUAUAAAAAUAAAGGAAUAAUUAACUAUCCGGUACAUGUAUUGUCCGAAAAGUAUUAUCCUGACAAUUUUAACAUUAAGUAUGUGAAUGCCAGCUACAACAAUUCGGCUGUUGUCAUUACACAGGGUAUAAAAGCGGGGUAG